AUGAUCAAGAAGGCGCUGUUCCUAAUCGACACACAAGCAGAGCUUGUCUCGAUUCCAAGUACCGCUAUUCCCCAUGCAGAACGCAUUUGUGAAGUCGGUGGUGCGAUCCUUGACCGUGCGCGACUCAUUCCCAGCACAGAACUUGAGAUCAUCGUGGUUCAACACUGUGAGGAUGCAAGCGAUCCAAAUGCCACGCUAGUACCCGGUAGCAAGGAGUGGAAGCUGGCUUUACCUCCUCGAGAAGGUGUCAAGAAUGAAAGAGUUGUCCGCAAAACCACCGGUGAUACAUUUGAAUCGAAUCCUUCGUUAGCGAGUGAUCUGAAGGACCAAGGCGUGACCACAGUCGUGGCCAUCGGGGUUCAAAGUGAACAAUGCGUGCGCGCUACCUGCCGAGGGGCUGUAGAUGCGGGGUUUACGGUAGUGCUGCUGCAAGGGGCACAUUCCACCUAUGACAAUGCAGGUACGGGGGAAAGUGCAGAAGAUAUCGAGAAGGCAGUCGAACAGGAGCUACAGUCUAUCGGCGUUCAAAUUGUACCUUGGGAUCAGUAUACUUUCUGA
Molecule: messenger RNA, 558 nt
Organism: Penicillium longicatenatum
Lineage: Eukaryota; Fungi; Ascomycota; Eurotiomycetes; Eurotiales; Aspergillaceae
Exons: 2
Coding region: 1-558 (185 amino acids)
Source: RefSeq, a predicted model, not a curated record